Molecule: messenger RNA, 1727 nt
Organism: Manis pentadactyla (Chinese pangolin)
Lineage: Eukaryota; Metazoa; Chordata; Mammalia; Pholidota; Manidae
Gene: CCNB1
Product: cyclin B1
Exons: 9
Coding region: 324-1601 (425 amino acids)
Biological process (GO): mitotic cell cycle phase transition; mitotic metaphase chromosome alignment; regulation of cyclin-dependent protein serine/threonine kinase activity
Cellular component (GO): cytoplasm; mitochondrial matrix; nucleus
Molecular function (GO): cyclin-dependent protein serine/threonine kinase regulator activity
Source: RefSeq, a predicted model, not a curated record
CUAGCCAAACUACUUGCGGGCCCGACCGCGCACUAGGGGGCCGCAGCCUCGCUCUGGCCUCGCCCCCUCUCAACGUCAUCGCGCGAUCGCCCUGGAAACGCAUUCUCGGAGAAACUGGCAGCCCCAAUGGGAAGGGAGCGAGUGCCACGAACGGACCAAUAGGGAGGGAGCGGUGCUGGGUUUAAACUCGAGGCAGAGCCGGCUCCUCCCGGUGUGCUGCGGAGGAACGGCUGUAGGUCGGUGGUGGGUUCAGGUCUCCUGCGCGUCGGGGCUCCAGCGCUCUGCCCCUCCUCACCGAGCUGCUGCCUGGUGAAGAGGAAGCCAUGGCCCUCCGCAUCACCAGGAACACGAAAAUAAAUACUGAAAGUAAGGCGAAGCUCAGUAUGGCAGGCGCAAAGCGCGUGCCUGUGGCUACCGCUGCAGCCUCUAAGCCCGGACUGAGGCCGAGAACAGCUCUUGGAGACAUCGGUAACAAAGUCAGUGAACAGCCACAGGCCAAACUGCCUCUGAAAAAGGAAGCAAAACCUUUCGCUGCUGGAAAAGUUACUGCUAAAAAAAUACCAAAACCUCUGGAAAAGGCCCCCGUGUCUGUGCCUGUACCUGAGCCAGAGCCACAACCUGAGCCUGUUAAAGAAGAAAAACUUUCGCCUGAGCCUAUUUUGGUUGACACUCCCUCUCCAAGCCCAAUGGAAACAUCUGGAUGUGCCCCUGCAGAAGAAUAUCUGUGUCAGGCUUUCUCUGAUGUAAUUCUUGCAGUGAGUGAUGUUGAUGCAGAAGAUGGAGCUGAUCCAAACCUUUGUAGUGAAUAUGUGAAAGAUAUCUAUACUUAUCUGAGACAACUUGAGGAAGAGCAAGCAGUCAGACCAAAAUACCUACUGGGUCGUGAAGUCACUGGAAACAUGAGAGCCAUCCUAAUUGACUGGCUAGUACAGGUUCAAAUGAAAUUCAGAUUACUGCAGGAGACCAUGUACAUGACUGUUUCCAUUAUUGAUCGGUUCAUGCAGAACAACUGUGUGCCCAAGAAGAUGCUACAGCUGGUUGGUGUCACGGCCAUGUUUAUUGCAAGCAAAUAUGAAGAAAUGUACCCUCCGGAAAUUGGUGACUUUGCCUUUGUGACUGACAACACAUACACUAAGUACCAAAUCAGACAGAUGGAAAUGAAGAUUCUAAGGGCUUUAAACUUUGGACUGGGUCGGCCUCUACCCUUGCAUUUCCUGCGGAGAGCAUCUAAGAUUGGAGAGGUUGAUGUUGAGCAACAUACUUUGGCCAAAUACCUGAUGGAACUAACUAUGUUGGACUACGAUAUGGUGCACUUUCCUCCUUCUCAGAUUGCAGCAGGAGCUUUUUGCUUAGCACUGAAAAUUCUUGAUAAUGGUGAAUGGACACCAACUCUCCAGCAUUACCUGUCAUACACUGAAGAUUCCCUUCUUCUUAUUAUGCAACACCUGGCUAAGAAUAUAGUCAUGGUGAAUCGUGGGCUUACAAAGCACAUGACUAUCAAGAACAAGUAUGCCACAUCUAAGCAUGCUAAAAUUAGCACUCUAGCACAGCUAAAUUCUGCACUACUUCAAGAUUUAGCCAAGGCUGUGGCAAAGGUGUAACUUGUGAAUUUUAGUUGGAUGGAAUACUAUAAUAUCUGCAAAUAAAAUUGGCACCAUGUGCCAUCUGUACAUAUUCUAUGUUACUUUUACUUACUUUUAAUAAAGUUUGUGGUCUUUUUACUUCUU